Molecule: messenger RNA, 336 nt
Organism: Phytophthora sojae
Lineage: Eukaryota; Oomycota; Peronosporomycetes; Peronosporales; Peronosporaceae
Exons: 3
Coding region: 1-336 (111 amino acids)
Source: RefSeq, a predicted model, not a curated record
AUGAGAGAAAAUACCUGCGAAGCCGCAUUUGAGAACGUGACCGGCAUCGGGUCGACUGUCUUGACAAUUCCGAAGGAGGAGCGCGAGGCUGUGGGUGCCUUCUUGUACCACAACAGAAGUUGGAUGCCCCCGGACGUGAUUUGCACCGCCUUCGCGCUGCGCAUCUGCGCAUCGUCCAAGCCCGAGAUCUCGCGGUCCGUGAAACAAGUGGCGUUGAUGUUUGCAGCUCGAAGCAGCUACCGAGCCGUCAUUCAGCUGCUGGAGAAGGGCGAAGACUGGCCGCUUGCUACUCUGAAUGAAGCACUGAAAGCGACGAGCAGCCCAAACAAAUUUUGA